UGGUCACUCGGGCUGUUUUGGAGGUCUCAGGCCUGGACCCGACUCUCUCUCACUCAGUCGGCUUUUUCCAGGGCACCCUCUGCCUGGGCUCAGUGUCUGCUCCCUCAGUUCUCCUGCUGCCAAGAUGCUGUCACCACGGACAGUGACCCCUGGGCCAGAGCUGCAGAGCCCCAAGGAGCCUGAGCUGAAAACCCAGACCCCAGCUCAGGGUACUGGGCAGAUCAGCAGUGGAAAGGAGCCCAACGCCCACCAGGAGGAUACCACAAGGCCAGGCCUGGACACCCUGAAGCGGGCCUUCUCCUGGGCAAGCCAGAAGGCCUCUCAGGCUUCCAAGGAGGACCCAGGCCGGCUCAAGCGAAGCUCCCGCUCCCUGUUCCGGUCUCUCCGGCGAACUCCGGAUGAAGGUCUAGCUGCUGGCCACUCCCAGGGGGCUGCUAUGGCAAAGGAGCCCUGUGUGUUCACAGAUGGUGUCAGCCAGCAGGCAUCCACCCGGGUGGGGCCUGGAGACCUGGAACCUGAGGCAGAAGGCAAAUCUGUGGCUGACCUCAUCACUGAGCGGCAGCUGCUAGCUGCUUUCGAACAGCUCCGGUACCUGGAGACAAAGCUAGUAACAGAGAAAGCCUCUCGCACCUUUGAGCAGGACCCCACCGCCUUUGCGCGGCGCGCCAUGGACGUGUGCCUACAUUACGAUGGGCUGGCGGCGGAGAUUGGCGCCAUUGUGCGCGAGACAUUGGGUCCCGAAGGCAUAGACCAGGCCGCGCUUGUUGAAGUGGCCCGGCUGGUGCGCGCAGAAGAGGAGGCCCACCCGGAGCUCCCAGCCGACGGCGACUUCCUGCGCACACCCCGCCACUGGCGCCAGCACUGGGAGGACGCGGUGCGGCGCAGCGCGCAGGAGCGAGUGCAGCGGUCAGACGCCGGGCUGACUUCUGAGCCUGACAAGGGCGCUUCAGACCUAGCCCAGCUUCUGGCAGAGCUUGGUGGCUUGGUUCGACGCGAUCUGCAGAAGGUGCGGCUGGUGGUGCAACCGGCUUACGCGGCCGCCGGCUUCCCAGCAUGGGAAACCUACCUCCGCGCAUUCCACAGCGCGGUGGCCCAGCGCCUGCAGGAGCUCGCGCAAGCCGCCCWCGGCUGUGAGCAGCUCUACCUUCUGCUGGACUGGGCAGCCAAUGUCUAUGGCAGCCCUGACUUCCUGGGCGCCCCGGACCUGGCACUGCUCACGGAACCGCUGCCCCCACUCCUAGCGCCUGACGUGUGGGCUCGACUGGAGAGCGACUACACCAGUUUCUUGGAGACCAAGAUCGCAAGCUGCUUCGAGGGCAUCCUGCAGCUGGAGCAGAAUCGCUGGGCAGCCGGGGAAGCCCCUGAGGUGCUUCAGGGCCUCUACCGUGCAUCCCUGUCCAUUGAUGUCCACAUGCUGGUGGCGGAGCAUGUGAAAGCGGCCGGCGCUAUCUCCGCGGAGCUAGAAGCCACCACCCUGCGGAUCUGCGCGCGGGCGCUGCGCCUGUUCCUGCCCAGGUUUGAAAAGUCUUUUCUGGAGUCGGAGGCGGUGAGCGAGCCGUACCUGGGCGCCUACAUUAACGCCUGCGAGGAGCUGAGGACCAGUCUUCUGGCCAGGUUCCCAGGAACUCUAGAGGAGCUGGAGAAGCCGCUAGUGUCUGCUACCUGUAACUUCCAGAAGCACUUGCUCCAGGGCUUGCAGCAUGAUGUGCAGCCACUCUUCGGGGCCCUGAGCACCAAGAGCUGGCUGACACAGGACACACUGCAUCCCAUCAUGGACAAGGUGGUGGCCUUUGCCCACCACCUCAAGCAUGUAACCCCAACACUGGCAAAGGAGACUCUGCAGGAGGUGCACCGUUACAUUGUCCGGGAGUACCUGGCACAGGCAUUGAGGCCCCGUGAGCGGUUUCGGGGCAUGGAACGUGUGAAUGGCUCCCAGAAGAUGAAUCUGGAUGCCCAGGCAAUCAGUGACACCUUCCAGGGCCUGGGCUCUGAAGCCACAUGGCUUAACCAAGCCAUCCCUUGCGUGGCGGAGAUCCUGGGUGAGAGUUACAAAGAUGACAUCGGACGGCACCUGGAGACACUCAUCCAGAGCUAUCCCGACAUCAGGCAAAACCACAUACUGGCCAUUCUGGCACUGCGCAGACUGCGCCGCCGUCGGAACCAGAGCCUCCUGCAGCAUGCCCAGGACCUGCUGAGGGCUGUGGGCUCAGGAACCGCUCAGGACCGCGUGCUCUUCGCAGAGAUCGAGUUGUCUACUUUUAGGAUCCAGCUGAUCACUUGCAUCCAGGGCUCCCUGGCUUGAGGGGGUCGUCAGGGCGUGGCACUUAGCUCCAGGCUAGGAUUCAGGCGGUCAUUAGGUCAUUAGGCCCUGCCUCCAACUCUGAGGCCCAGAGUCAUGGAAUCUUUGUCCUCAGGCAUGCUUGGCUGCUCAGCAGGAGGCAAAGAUGAAGAUAUUUCAGACAUUUGUGGGGGAGAAUAUUGGAGUAGCAGAAGAUCUCUUUACUGCAGCUGACCAGGAAGAGCUGCUCUGGUAACUAUCCAGCACCAGCACCA
Messenger RNA from Urocitellus parryii (Arctic ground squirrel), 2553 nucleotides. NCBI's taxonomy places the organism in Eukaryota, Metazoa, Chordata, Mammalia, Rodentia, Sciuridae. The record is from RefSeq and is a predicted model, not a curated record.